Sciurus carolinensis (gray squirrel) is the source of this 378-nucleotide messenger RNA. Its product is annotated as peptidyl-prolyl cis-trans isomerase A-like. The transcript has a single exon. Gene Ontology annotation, molecular function: peptidyl-prolyl cis-trans isomerase activity. The record is from RefSeq and is a predicted model, not a curated record. Lineage: Eukaryota; Metazoa; Chordata; Mammalia; Rodentia; Sciuridae. Gene Ontology annotation, biological process: protein peptidyl-prolyl isomerization. Bases 16 to 330 code for a protein of 104 amino acids.
AUUAUUCCAGGAUUUAUGUGCCAGGGUGGUGACUUCACAUGUCAUAAUGGCUCUGGCGGCAAGUCCAUCUAUAGGGAGAAGUUUUAUAAUGAGAACUUCAUCCUGAAGCAUACAGACCCUGGCAUCUCAUCUAUGGCAAAUGCUGGGCCAAACACAAAUGGUUCCCAGUUUUUCACUUGCACUGCCAAGACUGAGUGGUUGGAUGGCAAGCAUGUGGUCUUUGGGAAGGUGAAAGAGGGCAUGAACAUUGUGGAAGCCAUGGAGCGCUUUGGGUCCAGGAAUGGCAAGACCAGCAAGAAGAUCACCAUUACGGACGGUGGACAACUCUAAUACAUUUGGCUUGUGUUUAUCUUAACCACCAAACCAUUCCUCUGUAGC